AUGCCACCCGCCACUAAAAGUUCCGGAAAGAAUUUAGAAACUGAAACACCUUUGUACGCUGUAUUACUUGCAGACAGUUUUAAUGAACGUUUCAGACCCAUAACACUCGAGAAACCCAGAUGUCUUUUACCCUUGUGCAAUACUCCCCUUAUAGAAUAUACUUUAGAAUUUCUUGCCGUAGCUGGUGUACAAGAAGUUGUUUUAUUCUGUCGAGAACACGCUGAUCAAAUAAAAGCUUAUUUAAAUGCAUCAAAAUGGAAUCGACCACAUUCACCAAUAAAGAUAACCACUAUUAUUACACCGGAGGCACGCUCAGUUGGUGAUGUUUUACGCGAAUUAGACGCGAAACAGUUAAUUGAUUCCGAUUUUAUACUUGUCUGUGGUGAUGUGGUGUCAAAUAUCAACCUUGAGCAGGUGUUGGAAGCUCACAGGGAGCGAAAAUUGGUUGACAAAAAUGCAAUCAUGACCAUGGUUGUCAAAGAAGCAAGUCCGUUUCAUCGAACAAGAGCAUUUAGCGAAUCCUCAAUAUUUGUAUUAGAUGGACAAACCAAUGAAUGUGUACAUUACGAAGCUGUUGAAAUAUUCCCGCGAAAACGGCGUAUGGUCAUGGACCUUGAAGUAUUCCAAAAACAUACGGAUGUUCAAAUAAGGAAUGAUUUGAUUGAUUGUCAAAUUGAUAUCUGUUCUGUUGAGGUUCCUGCUCUAUUUACCGAGAAUUUUGACUACCAAGAUAUUCGAAAUGAUUUUGUCUAUGGAAUCCUAACAUCGGAUCUACUGGGUAAAACAAUAUAUUGUCACACAGUAAAAGACGCGUACGCCGCACGAGUAAGAAGCUUACAAACCUAUGAUGCAAUCAGCAAAGAUAUGUUAUCACGCUGGACAUAUCCGAUUGUACCAGAUAGUAAUUUGCAAGCGAGAGAUGGCUAUGAAUUUAUGCGCGGACAAAUAUACAAAGAACAAGAUGUAGUGUUAGCAAGAUCCUGUGUCUUGGGUGAGAGAAUUUUGAUUGGAACUGGAACAGAAAUUGCUGGAAACUCUCAAAUAACGAAUACCGUUAUUGGACGACGGGUGAAGAUUGGACCCAAUGUUAUAAUUGACGGUGCUUACAUUUGGGAUGACGUGACAAUCAAGGCAAACUGUUCUGUAUCAAGAUCGAUAUUAGCCAAUGGUGUGGUUCUCGAAGAAAAAGUUAUAGUCAAUAAAGGAUGUUUAUUGUCAUUCAAUGUAGUCGUUGGUCCCAAUAUCACCUUGGCUCCGUAUACGAAAUUGACUACUCGUUUAGCAUCACCCCAAUAUGAUGGCGACGAAGAGGGAGAGAGGGAAGUUGUGAAAGUUGAUGCAGAGGACAAUCAAGACGAGGAAAUAAGAAAAACAGAAUAUGAUCGUCAAGUAAUCGGGGCUCUAGGCAUCGGAUACCUCUGGAAAGACGAAAAUUUGGAGGAGGAUGACCAGGAUCCUAGAAAUCUACAAGUCUCUUCAUUAGCAUACGAUUUGUCAACUCUGAAAAUGUCUGGUAGUGAAUCAUCAGCAUCGGUUAUAAGUGAUGAUAGUGAAGAAGAAAGUAGUGAUACAGAACAACAAAGACAACGUAAAGAGGAAGAAGAUGAUGACUUCUCACGUGAAGUUGCACAGACACUUGAGCGUGCUUUCGCAGAAGGUCACACCGUUGAAAAUACGGUAUUAGAACUAAAAGCGUUAAAGAUGGCGUCAAAUGCCACGUUUCAUGAUUUAAGAACAGUUGUUAUACCAUGUGUUUUGGGCCAAAUUGACACACAAAAAUUUCUUUUCGCUAACCAAAAAGAAUUUGCCUCUCACGUUCUUACUCAAUGGUCACCUCUUAUUUCCGAAGUGAUUCAUUCGUCAUUUGAUCAACUCGAUGCAUUAUAUAUCCUUCAGGAGCAUUGUGCUGCACGACAAGAAUCACAUGCACGAUUACUAGCACCUUUACUUCAACAACUUUACGAAUUGGAGGUGGUGGAGGAAGACGCGAUCAUUGUUUGGUAUAAUUCGGACCGUGCCAAAGGAGUAGGAGCAGGAUUAGCUACAAAACAACAAGAAAUUGUGGAGAAUAUCAAGAAGCUUAGAAAUAUGAUGACACCUUUUGUCAAGUGCUGA
Molecule: messenger RNA, 2115 nt
Organism: Ambispora leptoticha
Lineage: Eukaryota; Fungi; Glomeromycota; Glomeromycetes; Archaeosporales; Ambisporaceae
Source: the annotation of a GenBank genome assembly